This is a messenger RNA of Vanrija pseudolonga, 3572 nucleotides long. It is a transcript of the gene SPAC2G11.14, whose product is annotated as Putative transcription initiation factor TFIID subunit. The record is from RefSeq and is a predicted model, not a curated record. Gene Ontology annotation, biological process: transcription by RNA polymerase II; RNA polymerase II preinitiation complex assembly. Bases 206 to 3397 code for a protein of 1063 amino acids. Gene Ontology annotation, cellular component: transcription factor TFIID complex. The transcript is spliced from 5 exons. NCBI's taxonomy places the organism in Eukaryota, Fungi, Basidiomycota, Tremellomycetes, Trichosporonales, Trichosporonaceae. Gene Ontology annotation, molecular function: RNA polymerase II general transcription initiation factor binding; histone acetyltransferase activity; RNA polymerase II general transcription initiation factor activity.
UCAACAAGCACGCGCCCAGCCAACACGCCAGCCCUGGCGAUCGCCGACCUACAUACACAUUGGCCAUAAAUACACCCCCCACAUUGCCACAUGGCAACAUCCAUCACUCUACCACCCCUUGUUGUCGCGUAAAGCAACAAGCUACUUGAACAUCCAAGACCCUCCAUCCAAGUCUCGCUUGGCAAGCGACACCCAAUCCACCACCAUGGAGGUCGACGACGAUGUCCUCGGAUCCGCCUUUGGCCUGGGCAACGUCCUCGCCCAGGUAGGCGUCGGCGUCGACAGCGAGGCUCUGUCGGCAUUCCUGGAACGAGCCGGAGAAAGGGGCGGCGGAUCGUCGUCACGCGAGCUGGCCGCUGCCAUCGAGCAGGACGAUGAGGACAAGUUUAUGGACGACGUCUCCGAAGCAUCCUUACCGGACGAGAACCCCGAAGACGAAGAGGCUCGGCGACGAGAGCAGGCUGCCAUCAAGGCCGAGGAGGAACGGUGGGCGCGACGCGCCGCCGCCGAGAUUGCCGGCCUCAAGAAUGAGGGCGACGCCGAGCGCGAGGCGAGAAAAAAGCGCCAGAGGGAGGAGAGAGAAAGAAAUCUCGUCCUCAGCGUCUGGCCUGACUUCAAGCAGGGCGUCCCGCUCAAGAUGAGCGAGGUGUUCUACGAUACGCCAGCCGCGCGCUCGGCUUUCUCAGCAGCCGCCCUCAAGAAGAAGCGGCGGUUGCUGACUGGCCUGCCUCAUGAAGAGUUCGCCAUCGCUGUUGCCAAGGACAAGACGGCGCCUCCAGAAACAACCUUCCUCUUACCAAGCCUUCCACCACUGCCCUCGAGCGAUCCCAGGCAGCCAAACUACCUCACCCCCAUCGGCUCCUAUUUUGACCCCCAGUGGGUCAAGGACGGUCGCGAGUUGCGACGAGAGGAGAUGACGCGGCCACCGAAGCCCGCCGUCCGGUUCGAGGAGCCAGCGGUCAACGGCAGCAGGCGGGGAUCAGAGGAGGAGGUCGGGCGGAUGCUGGAUCUCGCCGACUGGGAAAACGACAUCAUCCUGUUCUCUGGUGACUACACCCCGGCAAACACGCACGACCCGCUACAGCUGCGCAACGACGCACUGGAAAGCGGCGACUGGCAGAAUGAAGUCAUCUGGGAUGCGCGGCGUGCGACGGCGGAUUUGGUCGAGGACCACGAAGACGAAGAGGCCUCGGCCGAGGUCGCAGAGGACGACAGCACGCUGGAUGACAAGCCUGCGCCUCUCCCCAAGCUCGACCCGUUCAACAUCUCCAACGACCACUUCUACGAGCACACUCGUGCGUCAAGAUUCCGAAUCCGUCAGACAUUCGGUGCCAUCGAGGUGUUCCACUCCACGCCUGCCAAGGUCCUUCAGAUGCCAUUCUACAAGACUACGCUCGGCAAGAACGAGGCGCGUUCCUGGCACCGACCAGUGCUGUCGUUCCCGUCAAACGUCUGGUUGUCAUUCUCGAAGCUCAAGUCGAACCCGUCGUCUUCUUCUCGGAAGAACAAGACGAUGACGGACCCGUCCGAGCGUUUCAAGACGACAAAGGACCUGAGUCUGACGGAAAAGGGCCCAUUCGUACUUCUCGAGUUCUCGGAAGAGUACCCUCCCAUCAUGAGUGGUUACGGCAUGGGUACUACCAUCGUCAACUACUACCGCAAGAAGGACGACAAGGACGAGCAUGUGCCCAAGCUUGACCUUGGACAGCCUUCAAUCUUGAACGUUGGAGAUGCCGAACCAUUCUUGCUGGGCUAUGUGGAUGCGGGCAAGGUCACCCAAGUGAUUCACAACAACCUCCUCCGCGCACCAAUCUUCCAACACAAGCCCGAAACAACCGACUUUUUGAUCAUCCGGCAGACAAUCAACGGUCAUGUGCAGUAUCAUGUCCGUGAGAUCAAGGAUAUCUUCACUGUCGGCCAGACGGUGCCGAACGAGUCCGAAGUGCCGGGUCCACACGCACGCAAGAACACCAACACUGCAAAGCUUCGUUUGAUGAUCGUCGCUUGGAUCCUUAUCAAGAAGAACAAGGAGCUAGCCAAGCAGCGUGUCAAGCUGGCCAGACUGAUCAAGUACUUCCCUGAUCAGACAGAGCUGCAGAUGCGCCAGCGUCUCAAAAUCAAAGGAAAUGAAUUCCUCGAGUACGACAAGGACGCCGGCUUCCACUCGGGUUACUGGAAGCUCAACCAGACCUACGACUUCCCGACCGAACGCAAGGACGUCGAGGCGCUGGUGACCCCCGAAAUGGCUUCGCUCUAUGAGGCCAUGCAGGUCGGCGCGCAGCACUUGCGUGACGCAGGCUACACGAAGACUGCUGAAGGCAAGGACGAGGACGAGUUUGGCGAGGACGGCACCGGCCUCGACAUCGAGCAGCAGCUCGCCGUGUGGGCAACCACCUUAAACUACAAGCGUGCUGAGGCACAGAAGGCAUGGCUUUUAGUGCACGGCGACGGAGAGCCCACUGGCCGUGGCGAAGGCUUUAGCUUCCUCAAGACCAACAUGAAGAACUACUUCUUGCGAAAGGGCGAGACGGAAGAAGGCCGUCGACUAGAAGCCGAAGCCAAGGCUGGCGGUGGCCCCGUCAAGAUUUCCAACGCCGAGCAGAACAGAAUCUACGAAGAGGAGAAGCGCAAGGUCUGGGAUCUACAGUGGAAGGCGCUCAGCAACCCGACCCCGCCAGACCUCACAGCCGCGGAUGACGCUGGUGUUGCUGUCACUCAGACGGCCGCCAUGGGCCCGCGCUUCGGCAAGCCUGAGCCCCGUCACUUUUCACGUGCCGGAUCGCUGGCGUUCGACAGCCCUAUGGAGGAAGCUCGCUCACCGUCAGCCUUCUCAUUCGACGGCGAAUCCCAAGUGACGGGCAAUGACCGAGGGCAGCAAAAGGUGCUCCGCAUCAACCGCGUCGUCAAGGGAAAGCAAACUGUUGAGAUUGUGCGCGACCCGGCCGUCAUCCAGUCUUACCUGCGCCGCGUGGAGGAGCGGAAGCUGGCCCAAUUCACCGAGGAGCUGGAGAACCUCAAACCGACAGGCAACAUGGACGAAGACGAGCUCAAGAUUCAGGCCCUGCGUGCCGAAGUCAUUCGACUCAAGAAGAACCAGCAGAGGCGACAACAGCGAAAGAAGUACAACGGCAAGGGCGAACUCCCCGACGUCGGCGAGGGAGAGGGCAAGCGCAAGUGCGGUGCUUGUGGAGCUUACGGUCACACCAAGGCGAACCGCAACUGCCCCAAGUUUGCGCAAAGCAACAUGGCGCCAAGCCCGAGCACGACGCCAGCAGCCGGCCCAACACCAUACGGCUACGGCUCGAUGUCGCUCGACGGGCCGCUUGCCAGCCCGGCAGGCGAAGCGCCACCUGCCGCGCCGAUGAAGAUCAAGCUCGCCCUGGGAGGCAACCGGUAGUGGCGCCACUUCUUGUCACCCACACGCGCCACACAUCAGUCACAUUGUAUCAUUGUAUCAACAACCCCAUAGCAAACACACUUUCCAUACCCAGCAUAACGAGAGUACCCCACCUUCUCAGCCCUGAUCUCACUCAGCGUCCCUGCCGUAACUGUGACGCUCCCAUCCGAUGCAG